CGUGGAUGGUUGUGAUAUUUGCAGUUUUCUUCGAGUAGACGGAUAACUUUGAGUUAUUUUUAAAUAUGUUCUAACUGCUUUACGCCGGACGUUCAAGUGCCAUCCCACAAGUACCCCCAGUUUUCGAGAGGUGUACACAGCGGUGCAGAGAACCAAAAAAAAAACAAAUCUCUUCAUGUCUAUCCGUUUGUGAGCGCCCACCGUAAUAAUUAUCCGAGAAAAAAAACGCGCUGAUCUGCCGUGUGGAAAACCAAGUAACCGACCGUUGCCUUCUAGAAUCGGUUGAAAAAUCCAUCACCUACUGUGCUUCGAGAGCGACCGUUGGCCGGGAGGAUGCAAAGAUGAUUCAAUCAAUGAACUGAGCUCUUUCUGUUCGGUGGCUAAUAGAUUCUAUGUACCAUCGGCCGGCCGGGAGUGUACAUUGUACAUAGAUCGAAAUUUUCGGAGGUCCAAACAUUUGAAUGCGAGCCCGAUAUUUGCAGUUCUAGUGCGAGCGCCAUGUGGAAAACAGCCACCGUCCUGAGUUGCAAGAUUUGGUUCCUGCUGGUGCUGUUUUCCGGGGUGCACCAUGGGUCGGAUUUGACGUCCGUGGAAAAGAGGGAUGGUGACGGUAGGGAAGUUACUGCUGGUUUGCCGGAUCUGUAUCGCUACGACAACUAUGGCCAGUGCUUGGAGCGAGGAAGUGCCUUCUGUAUGGUUCGGGCCGUGGUCAAGCCGAAGCCCUUGAGUGAAGUGUGGAAUCGGAUACAGAAUGUAAGCGCCGACGUACGCCACUAUCGACAUAAUCUGCUGGAUCGAGGCGUUUGCGUCGCCGAGUGUUUACGAUCCACGAAAGGACUCAGCCGAAGCCAGCGCCAAGAAUUGCUGGUCGAGCCGUUCACGGUGGAUUUUAAUUACCACUUCGAGAGCAAAUACUUCCCGCAUCAGUCGCGCCACCGAGAGCUGUACGGCGAAGUGGUGAACUUGUGCGUCAACCAGGAGCUUCGGACGGAUUUUGCGCUGCAAGUAUUCACAGAGAUUGAGUACUGCCAUGAGCCCGGUCGGAGGUUUGAACCGUUGGGCACCUGGGAUGGAUUUUGUAUCGUCGUUAUUUGCUUACUUGCUGGGUUGGCUGUUUUGAGUACGAUUUUUGACUGCCGCUUGAAGAAGAAAUCAACGCUGGAUGAUCACUUUGGGACGGAUCCAGAGUCAAUCGAGUAUCGCAUCGCUACGUUAUGGUCCGUUCCGCGAAACAUUCAAUCCCUAACCACCCCUGCAAAGUCCGUUUUGAGCAAGGACUUCCGGUUCCUGGAGGGAAUCCGAUUCAUCACUAUGGUCACCAUCAUUCAAUUGCACACCACCGUAAUGUUGAUGCACGUUCCCACCGCACAUCCGGAACGGUUUGAAGAAACGCUGCAGAAUCCCGUGUUGGCAACACUGUCCCUGUUCACCCCGAACUUGGUGCAAUCGUUCUUCACUAUGGGGGGACUGUUGAUGGCGGUUAAUCUGUUGGAUUCGCUGGCGAAAAAUCCCGACAGCAUUCAAAGUUGGGGGAAGGUGCUUUGGGACAAGGUGGUCAACCGGUUGAAGCGGAUUCUUCCGGUGUACCUGUUUGUGAUGCUGGUGACGGCAACUCUGUACCGACGGAUCCAGCUUGGACCACUGUACGAUCGGAUCGUGGGCAUUGAGGCGAACAAUUGUCGCAAUAAUUGGUGGGUCAAUUUGCUGUUCUUGAACAAUUACGUAAAAGUUAAUGAAACGUGUGUUCAACCGAGCUGGUACCUGAGUGCAGAUUUCCAGUUUUAUCUGUUUGGAUUAAUUGCGCUGCUGACGAUAAAACGGUACCCUAAAACCACCAAGUAUUGGAUUGGAUUUAUGGUAACACUUAACUUUGUGGGACCAAGUUUGGUGAUGUGGAUUAGACAGUUGCCUCCGCUAAUGGCCACCGGUACAAGACCCGUGCUGCUAUUGUUCACCGAUGACGAAUGGUUCGCCCGGCUGUACAAACCGUUUCACACGAGCAGCGCCGGCUAUUUCUACGGCAUUCUGGCCGGCCUGGUGUAUCACCGGGCCAAGCCCUCGGGGGAAAGUCUGGUGCGCCGGAAGACUUUCCUGGCAGUUAAACUGAUGGCCAUCGCGAUCGUACUCGCAUGCUAUCUUCCGGCAUCGUUACUCUACGAAGUGAACCUGGAGUUGCCACCGUGGACAGUGCCGAUCUACGGUGCCGUGGCCAAAAAUUGUUGGGGCUUUUUGAGUGCAGUACUCUUCAUCGACAUGGCCCUGAGUAGCACGGAUCGUCUCCGGUCGCUGCUGGAGCACCGAUUCCUGCUGCCGCUGGGCAAACUGACCUACAGCGUGUACCACGGUCACUUUCUAAUUCUGAUGGCAAUUUCCAGCGGCAUCCGUGCGCCCCUGGCUAAUGACGCACUCACGCCGUUCUGGUUCACGGUGGUCGCCCUGGUGCUGUCCUACGGGCUAGGGUUGGUGGUGUUUCUGCUGGUCGAGCAACCGGUGGCAAAUUUGCUGGGAAGCAAGUCGCACUACGUCGAUUACAUCGGGGGACGAUUGCUGGACGGGGCGAGAAGUUGUCUCAGGAGUAUCAAUAAAAAGUUGUUUUAGGAAGAUCGAA
Messenger RNA from Culex quinquefasciatus (southern house mosquito), 2608 nucleotides. Its product is annotated as nose resistant to fluoxetine protein 6. Gene Ontology annotation, molecular function: acyltransferase activity, transferring groups other than amino-acyl groups. The transcript is spliced from 10 exons. The record is from RefSeq and is a predicted model, not a curated record. NCBI's taxonomy places the organism in Eukaryota, Metazoa, Arthropoda, Insecta, Diptera, Culicidae. The coding region runs from base 499 to 2598 and encodes 699 amino acids.